GGCUAGCGGGCUGAGUGGGGCACUGUGUGGGGCGCGCGGCUUGGGGUACCCGAGGCCCCCCAUCUUUGUCAGGUGCCCAGGUUCUGGUCCAAGUCCCAAGCAGAGGAAGGCGGGCAAGAGGGAGUCAUGCAGUCCGAAUCGGGAAUCGUGGCGGAUUUUGAAGUCGGGGAGGAGUUUCACGAAGAACCCAAAACCUAUUACGAACUCAAAAGUCAACCUCUGAAGAGCAGCAGUUCUGCAGAGCAUUCUGGGGCCUCCAAGCCUCCGUUAAGCUCCUCCACUAUGACAUCACGCAUCUUGCUACGCCAGCAACUCAUGCGUGAGCAGAUGCAGGAGCAGGAGCGCAGGGAGCAGCAGCAGAAGCUGCAGGCAGCCCAGUUCAUGCAACAGAGAGUGGCCGUGAGUCAGACACCAGCCAUAAACGUCAGCGUGCCCACCACCCUUCCCUCUGCCACCCAGGUGCCGAUGGAAGUCCUUAAGGUGCAGACCCACCUGGAAAACCCCACCAAGUACCACAUACAGCAAGCCCAAAGGCACCAGGUAAAGCAGUACCUUUCUACCACUUUAGCAAAUAAACAUGCCAGCCAAGUCCUGAGCUCGCCAUGUCCAAACCAGCCUGGCGACCAUGCCAUGCCACCAGUGCCGGGGAGCAGCGCACCCAACAGCCCUAUGGCUAUGCUCACUCUUAACUCCAACUGUGAAAAAGAGGCAUUUUAUAAGUUUGAGGAGCAGAGCAGGGCAGAGAGUGAGUGCCCAGGUAUGAACACGCACUCUCGAGCAUCGUGCAUGCAGAUGGAUGAUGUAAUUGAUGACAUCAUCAGCCUGGAAUCAAGUUAUAAUGAAGAAAUUUUGGGCUUGAUGGAUCCAGCCUUGCAAAUGGCAAAUACGUUGCCUGUCUCUGGAAACUUGAUCGACCUCUACAGCAACCAGGGCCUGCCGCCCCCAGGCCUUACCAUCAGCAACUCCUGUCCAGCCAAUCUUCCCAACAUCAAAAGGGAGCUCACAGAUAUGCUGAACGGGUGUGCCUCGGUCGCUAACGGCCCUUUCCCAUGCUCUUUUCUUGAAGUUGAACGAAGAAGAAGAUUUAACAUAAACGACCGCAUUAAGGAGCUAGGUACUUUGAUCCCCAAGUCAAAUGAUCCAGACAUGCGGUGGAACAAGGGAACCAUUCUCAAGGCCUCUGUGGACUACAUCCGGAAGUUGCAACGGGAACAGCAACGAGCUAAGGACCUUGAAAACCGACAGAAGAAGCUGGAGCAUGCUAACCGGCACCUGCUGCUCCGAGUACAGGAGCUGGAGAUGCAGGCUAGAGCGCAUGGACUUUCCCUUAUCCCAUCCACCGGCCUCUGCUCGCCUGAUCUGGUGAAUCGGAUCAUCAAGCAAGAACCAGUUCUUGAGAACUGCAGCCAGGAACUUGUACAGCACCCGGCAGACCUGACGUGUACGACGACUCUGGAUCUCACGGAUGGUACCAUCAACUUUACCAACAACCUCGGCACCAUGCCGGAGAGCAGCCCGGCCUACAGCAUCCCCAGGAAGAUGGGCUCAAACUUGGAAGACAUCCUGAUGGACGAUGCCCUCUCACCUGUUGGCGUCACCGACCCACUGCUGUCAUCAGUGUCGCCAGGAGCUUCAAAAGCAAGUAGCCGCAGGAGCAGUAUGAGCGCAGAAGAAACGGAGCAUGCGUGUUAGCGAGCCUACCCCGCUCUGCCUCUGCACGGACUGCUCCCUCCCUUCUUCAGUAGACUAUAAUUUACCUGAAGAGGUUUUCUUGAUCAUUUUCCUUUAAUAUGAAUUUUUUCGUGCUUUAUCAGUAGCCCAGGAUAUAUUUUAUUUUUAGAAUUUUGUGAGCCAGACUUGUAUAUUCUAUUUUACAACUACAAAGGCCUCCUAAGUAUUGUACCUUCAGCGUGCAGUAUCUGCGAACUGAUUUCUCAAAGUGUGAGCUUUCUGAGCAAGGGGAUUUUUUUUUUUUUCUUCAGAGAAGUGUCUGUCCGUUUUCAUUCAGGGGAAAACUUGGUGUGAGCUUUGUCUGUCUGUGACCUCCUUUGAAAUUAACAUGUAAAGUUUAAUUACAUGAAUGUAAAGCAACCAAAAAAAGAAAACAAAGAAGAUGAUGAUUAUGAUUGAAGAA
Mus pahari (shrew mouse) is the source of this 2134-nucleotide messenger RNA. It is a transcript of the gene Mitf, whose product is annotated as melanocyte inducing transcription factor. Gene Ontology annotation, molecular function: protein dimerization activity; DNA-binding transcription factor activity, RNA polymerase II-specific; RNA polymerase II cis-regulatory region sequence-specific DNA binding. NCBI's taxonomy places the organism in Eukaryota, Metazoa, Chordata, Mammalia, Rodentia, Muridae. The coding region runs from base 127 to 1692 and encodes 521 amino acids. Gene Ontology annotation, cellular component: nucleus. The transcript has 9 exons. Gene Ontology annotation, biological process: regulation of transcription by RNA polymerase II; melanocyte differentiation. The record is from RefSeq and is a predicted model, not a curated record.